Molecule: messenger RNA, 7851 nt
Organism: Penicillium argentinense
Lineage: Eukaryota; Fungi; Ascomycota; Eurotiomycetes; Eurotiales; Aspergillaceae
Exons: 9
Coding region: 1-7851 (2616 amino acids)
Biological process (GO): protein deubiquitination
Cellular component (GO): cytosol; nucleus
Molecular function (GO): cysteine-type endopeptidase activity; cysteine-type deubiquitinase activity
Source: RefSeq, a predicted model, not a curated record
AUGGACCGCCCCGACGACGAGGGCGCGCGCACCCCAAAGCGCCCGCGGGUCGACAGCGGAAGCGGCAUUCACGAGUUUCUCUCCAUCGACCAGGCAGCCACCCCCGCGCAUGCCCUGGUCGCACCUUCCUCCCACGCGGCGCACAACUCCAACUCCGACUCAAGUUCCAAUCCUUCCCCCAGCAAAGUCACCAUCAACGUGAAAUCUUCCACCCGCGACAUGACGCCAGAGUCCAACGAAGACUCAUCGGCGCACCCACCACCCGAUAGCCCGUCACAAUCUCCCGUAUGUGACGCGACUCCUCCCCACGCGAUCUCAGUCUCCUCCUCGCCGGCCCAGAGCCCGCACAUCGAAAUCGCCGAUCCUGAAGACAUGGAGCAGGACACGGAUAACACCAACACAAACUGGCGGCCUCUCACCGAGGCCAUGAUGGAGGGCACCCAGCCGGAAAUCAUUGAUGUGACCGAUUCAGACUCGCUGAUCGACUCGUUCCCGCAAUUUAAUGGCGACAUGACCGUCAUGGCCAGCCUUUCGCGAAUCUGCCUGGCCGUCGAAAAAAGCGACGACGCGGCAGCCGAGUUCUUGCGCGCGGUCAAGCUGUGGUUCGAUAACUGCACCCGCAACCUACACGAACUGACAUCUGCAGCAUAUGCUCAAGAUCAAGAUUUCUGGCCCAACCUGCCCCUUGUCAUCGAGAAUCUUCUUCGCAGCCAAUUCGUCCUCCCCAUGGACCAAGGUGAAGGCGAGCUCGCCUUUCUCCGGGACCUGUUUUUGGAUUACGUGCAAAUCACCCUCCGCCUGGUCGAAGAGGACAUCCACGUCUUGCGCCAGCUGGCUGCCAAGUCUGACGACGUGCGAGCCCCGGCCAGUAUGUCCCUGCCGUAUUUGAGAACCUUGACCUUCCUGGUGUCAUCCCGUGGAAUCCCCUUCUACAGCGCCCUGGAAGAAGAAUACAACACCGAGGCCCGAAUCUUCAUCCUUGAUCUCCGAGCUCAAGUCCUGGCACCCCCGCACAAUGCCACCGAAAAGCUCGCCAAGUACUGCACUAUCGCCCUUGAGCUUGCGCCCGAAAACCACCACAUUGUCGUCAUCCCACAGCAAAUCAUGAUGUUGAUCAACCAACUCAUCGAUCGCCCCGUCAAUCCCGAUUUGUUGGAUCAUGAGGAUCCCAUCUCCCAUCCGUCUUCAAAUGCUCCCGCUAUCGACCAGUCCUAUGAGAUCAUGACAUCGAUUCAGGUCAAAUACAAUGAGUGGGUUGCAAAGAAGUAUUCUUGGAUCACCAGCGACAUGAGCGAUCAGAUCCUCCGCCAGGUGCCAAACGCUAUGUCAUCCUUCUGUGGAUGGGGCAAUCGAUACGUCCAACGACUCGCAAAGGAUCUGUCGAUCGAACUACCCGAGGGAACGACCCGUCCCGAAAAUUCCCACAUCCUCAACCAGGCGUGGAAAUUUGACACACUCAAGCGGCAAAUCAUGGAGGGCCGGAUGGAGCUUCGUGUUCACGGCAUGGAGACAAUGCAACGGGAGCUGCAUGCGCUCUGUGCCAGCUUUUUCACCAGGUCUCCUAACGGGCAUGAUGUCCCCUCUGUCCGCUAUCUCAUUCGAUUCGUCAAGGAAAACAAGCUUGUGGAAUACCUGGUCGGUGUAGAUUCGCACUCUCAGUUGAUCACCCGGAGCAGCAACAUUCUCUUAUUCCUGGUCGUGACGCACUCAUACACCGACCACGAGACAGAUGUUAUCUGGAGGGCUAUCGCCGAAAGCCAAGACAACAGAGUCACCUCUGACAUCUUGGAAAUGUUGACCGCAGGCCUCCUCGCGCACCCAUUCCUCACUGCCCCUGGGGACUUGCGCUAUAUUUGUGCGAAGCUCUCGAGUCUUCCUCUGGCCCGCUUUGACUCGCGGAUGAUGGAGUUUGUGGACAAACUUCUGGGCACGUUUGUGGGCCCUCCUGACAGCCAGGGCCAGGAUACAUCCAACCAGACUGAAACAGACGCCGAACAUGCCCAUGCAAUCCCGUUGCGCCUCUGCGUGCAUCUGAUUCGGGAAUGCGCUACGGCGGUCGAUCUUCCGGUGGACCAGAGGACGCAGCUGCAGAGCCUGGUCUGCACCCGGCUUGCGCAGCUCAGCCGAUCCGGCAUCAGUGAGGCUGAUCGCAUGCAGCUGUAUGAGCGCUGCAUCAAAGACAUCGCCGACAAUAACGAGUUCAGGACUGGCAGCAUCCACUCCAUCUACGCCAUGAUCUCCUGCUGGAGCUCAGCAGAGCUGAGAAAGCUGACGACCGAAUUCGAUUUGGCAAGACUCGUCAUCAACGAACUGCGGCAUACCGUGGAACAAGGGGACUUGGACCUUGCCGACAACUAUUCUGUGCAUGGUCUGAAGGCGCGCAAUGCAUUGAUUCUGCGCCUCAUAAAUCAUGCCACGGAGACUGUGACCGCAGAUCUUGCGAAGGCGUUCUGGAACGAUAUCCUUCUGUCGCCCAGGAUGGGUGCCUUGGGACAUACACUGGUUUGGAAUAUCAUGAUCGCUGCCGCGAACCAAAGCGCCAGUAGUGGGACCCGGAACUCGUUCUUGGAGCGGUGCAUCCACGAGUACAUGCCUGCUCUGACGCCCAAGCACUAUGACAUCGAGCUUAUGCACUUCGCCAAGGCCGCUCUCAAUUAUCAAAUUCGAUUGAAACUGCUUCCGGCUGCUCGUGAGGGGGAGAAAGCUGCGUCAAACGACGAGAUCCUGUCCAUUCCGGGAAUGGAUUGCUUCUGGGACUUUAUCUUGACCGCCCCAGCGAACUCGAUCGAGAUUCAAGCGACGAAGUUUGCCAUCGAGGUCUAUCUUGACCACUUCAUCAUCAAGCAGGCUCCACGGUCCGCUGUCCAUGCUACUCACGUUGCGAUUGUCGAUCGCUGCGUGGAUCAGCUCAAGACGGCCGCCGCGCGCAUCCGGGCCAAGACUGAUGCAGUCCCCAGGGGCAAUACAGAUACAGCCAUGGAUAUUGCUGGCGAUGAGGACCCGGCCGAACUCAUGUUCAGCCGCUCGCUUCUGUUCCUGAAAGGGUUCCUUGAUGGCCUCCGAUCCCGUCCCCAGUACACUUCUCCUCGACGCCAGUCGCUCAACCUGCCUGACACACCGAUGAAAGGCCAUCCGAUGACUCUGUCCUGGCAAUCGUUCACCGGCUCCUCUAAUUCGGAGGUUCAACAGCUCCAGAUUGGCAGAUCUUCGACAAAGGCAGAACUGGUGGAACAGCUGCGUCAGCUCACUGGUUUCUCGAAAUUCGAUUUGAUCUGCUCGGGCACCCGUAUGGACAUAGUCAAGGAUCCCGAUACCCCUCUGCGGGAUCUAGAGAAAGCGCUCGGGGGUUUUGUCAUGGUUCGAAACAAAUCAGGACCUGAGGAGGUGAAAUCUACCGACGUGUUGAAGGGCCACUCGGUGACACUGAUGGAUGGUGAAGUAAAAAAGCAUUUUGAUGUCAUUUACGAUUGCCUGUCACUCAAGCAAGAACCAGCACGCCAGACAUAUGGGUUCCUCGUUGCAUUUCCCCCGGCCGACUGGGUUAUUGCCCGUGCCAAGUCUCUAAAGAGCACGGCAGACGAUCUGUUGCCCUUCGACAAGCCCUAUGAGGCCCUCUACAUGCUGCAUACAAUGAGUACAUGUCUUCGGGAUGAAGGAUCCGAGGUGGGUUGGAACCCUGACACACUGUCUGACACAUUAGAUUUGUUCGAGUGGGAUUCUGAUGAGGAUGCAAAUCAGCUUACUCCAGAGUAUGAAUACAUUCGGCAUGUCAUUGGUAUUUGGGAGAAAUUCUUGUUGGCCGACGAGCUCGCUGAGCCCUUGUUUGAGGACCCAAUCAAGCUCUGCCUCGCGACGACGGCCAUUGGUCUCCUUUUGGAGGCUAUUACCGGUGAGUUCUUCGCCAUGCCUGCCCCUGCGCUGAGUGACGUUGACGACCACGAAACAAAAGUGUACGGUCGCGAUGAUGACGAUCUUGUACUCUAUUCGGACCGAGAACUCUUUGUCAAGCGACUUCUGGGUUUCAUCGACAUGGCCCGAUCUAAUACCGACCCUGCCGAGGCUCAAAAUGCGCAGAGCCUAAUGUGCGGCUCUUUCUCUGUUAUCGUUGAAAGCGCGAUCCGCGAUCGCGUGUUUUGGACGACGCUGAAGAAGGAAGCACCACUCGAUGACCUGAUUCGAUACCUUCUUCUGGAGCAAACUUCGCAGUCAGGCCGCAUUUCUGUCGCUGGCCGAAUCAAGCUCGUGUCCGGCUCAACCAAAACCUCGAAGGGAGCAAAGGACGCUCAGGAGGGGUCUUCUCCGUUGGCUCGGGCGGAGAACCCAUCCCAAAUCGACAUGCUUGCAACUUUCUGGCAGUCGUUGGUCAAGGCUCUGCCCAAGACCCUGGAUUUCGCAACUCAAUCCGCGGAGUUUUAUGAGAUUGCCGUCCAGGUUCUCGCUUUGAUCGCUGGAAUGUCCCCCGAGGACGUUGUUCUUGGUGAAUAUGUGAAGCCAUGGAGUGAUAUCUUGUUUGAACGAUUGGCCAAAUGCCCAGCAGAGUUCGUGGGCCGUGAAACAGCGGAUGAUCUCGUUUUGGGUCUUGCCACACUCCUCGAAAAAUGUCUCCAAUUGACCGAGGAGUCCGAGUUUGACUUCGAGACCGAUGGUAUUGGCGAACGGAUUUUGAACGAUUAUCUGUUCCCCGACCUCUCGCCAGACCAUAGUGAUUCCUCCGCCGAUGACAUUAUUCUUGUCCCACGCGUUCCCAUUCUUCACUCGGCGACUCGGCACAAGCUUCUUGAAAUCGUUGAUCAGCUCUCCAAGAGAAACGAUCAAAACACAGUGGGCAUACUCCAGCAAUUGGUGGCCCUUAUUCCUCGAGGUCAGCAAACGCCAAGGUUCCACGAUGAUUUCCCCAUCAGGUUUACUGACAGAUGGGGCAAAGACACCCAGUACAAUGCAUCAUCAGGUUGGACUCUAGAUCGUGACAAGACAAUUCGAGCUCCAGCGGGCUAUGCGGGCCUUGGAAAUCUUUCCAACACCUGCUAUCUCAACUCGCUCAUGACGCAGCUAUUUAUGAACGUCGAGUUCCGAGACUUCAUGUUCAAGCUUAACCUCCUGGACCCCAACGGCUCCCAGAAACUUCUUGCAGAGACGCAGAAUGUUUUUGCACUCUUGCAGAAUUCUUGGUUGAAGAGUUUCGAUCCGCUGGAGUUUGUUGAAAGCAUUCGCACCUACGAAAAUGAGAACAUCGAUGUCACCAUCCAGAUGGACGUCGAUGAGUUCUACAACCUUCUUUUCGAUCGGUGGGAAGGCCAGAUCAUCGACAACUCAACCAAGAAACGGUUGCGGUCCUUCUAUGGCGGUGAACUUGUUCAGCAGAUCAAGUCCAAGGAGUGUCCUCAUGUCUCCGAGAGAUUUGAGCCGUUUUCGGCCAUUCAGUGCGAAAUCAUCGGAAAGGCAAGCCUUGAGGAUAGUCUUCAGGCAUAUGUCGAAGGUGAAAUCAUGCAAGGAGAUAACAAAUACUCUUGCACUUCUUGCAACCGCCACGUUGACGCUGUGAAGCGGGCUUGCUUGAAAGAUGUACCGGACAAUCUCAUCUUUCACUUGAAGCGGUUUGAUUUCGACAUGAUCAAUAUGGUCCGGAACAAGAUCAAUGAUCUGUUCAAGUUCCCCCUGCAGAUUGAUAUGGCUCCGUACAACGUUGCCUAUCUCGCCGAUCCACAGACUCCGGCUGAACCGGAUAUCUUCGAGCUCGUCGGCGUCCUCGUCCAUGCCGGCACGGCAGAAACCGGACACUACUACUCUUACAUUCGUGAGAGAACCUCUGAAGGUGAUUCGCCUGCCUGGGUUGAGUUCAAUGACUCACUGGUGUCCCGGUUUGAUCCUGCCGACAUUCCGGAGCAAUGCUUCGGUGGUAGCACUACGGGUAGUUACCAGAUGAUCAAAUCCAACAAUGCGUACAUGCUGUUCUACCAGCGCGUUUCGUCCAUCGAGAAAUGCAAGGGAAUUUUCAAGCCUGUCAACUCUGGUCCAGCCGGUUGCACGUCGGUUCCGACAGUCCUGGCCAAUCCGAUCGCCAUGAACAAUGAACUGUUCAUUCGGACCUAUUGUCUUUUCGACCCGGCUUAUGCCCAUCUGGUGACGGAUCUGCUUCGGCAUGUCCAUGACAUGUCUCCCGAUCAUCCCGAAAAGGAGAGGGUUAAACUUGUGGCCGUGGAUAUCGGAAUGGACACAUUCGAACAGUUGAUCGCUAGAAACAAGGACCAUCGCGGAACGAGGGAACUCAUCUAUGAGAUUUCCCGGUUUGCGCGACAAGAAGGCCCGGCGAUGCGGCUUUUGGAUUGGGUUAUCGAUCAUGAAUCCUCGCUCAACAAUCUGGUCAUAAAAACCGCAAGUGCAGAGGUCCGAAAAGCGGGAUUGGAACUGAUCUUGAUCGUACUGGAGGAUUAUCACAAAUUUGCUUUUGAUCCCCCGCCCAGUGCGAAGAAGGAAUCUGCUAGUCAUCAACGCAAAGCCACUGAAAUAGUCCGUACUUUCAUCGGUCAUUUUGAACGCAUGUGGUGGAGUAUUCUAGCGAUGCCACGUGCCUGGGAUGAUUAUUUCGCGGGCCUUGUUUCGCUCUUGAAAAUCGACAUGCGCCAGAUCGAUACAUUCCUGGAUUAUGGCAUGCUUACCAAGUUCUUGGAGCUUCUCAACGUUGAUCCUCAGAACAAGGGAAUACUGAGAGGCAACUACCUCAACCAUGCCAGGCUGUUGGAGAAGGGUCGUCGCUUCUCCUAUCGACACCUUCUUCAACUAGUCGCAACUCUCCUGAUGAAGGUUGAUCUCUCACGUCCUCCCAUUCCUGCAGACGCCCCUCGGGUUAUUUCGAAUGGAAAAUACCCACCCACCGAAACGGAGGCCAGAUUGCUUCUGUCCGUGGCUGAGGAAGGAUACAUAUGUCUGCUGAUGAAACUUCUUUCGAGUGCGCACACGGCAAAAUUACAAGACGUUCUCCCCAUCCUUGGUGCCUAUCUCGAAUCUGAGCCUGCAGCGGGCUACCUGGAGUUCAUCGUGAAGACGUUGGAGAUUGGCGUGCGCUUCAACUCUGACUUUUGCAUUCCUUUCCUUGAUGCCACGGUUGUAUUCUGUGAGCUCACUCCUGAUGCAGGCAGCAUUCUGGGUCUUAUCAACUACGUUGCUAUGGGCAUCGACCUUCAUCGCCCAGUUGCUGCACUGGAACACAGCGAAUUCUUCACAAGUAUCUCGCAGAUAACCAAUGCCAGAAUUGGACUAUCGCCUGAUUGGUUCUUUGGUGCGGUGCAAGACCGCCUUCCCGACUUUGCUCCGGCGCUUUUGAUCGAUGUAAAAACCGCAGUUCGUCAACAGAUGUAUCAACUCGUUCAACGUCUGCUUUUCCCUGCUAUUACGCCGGCGGAUCCAGACGAUACCGAUGAGGCCGAGAAACAGGCCAAGGCGCGUCGUGCACACAUUGCCCACGAACUGGCUCCUGCUUGCAUGGCAACCAUCACGACUCUCGCCUUUGAAGUUGCGGAACGCCAAAUGCGCCUAGAUCAAUUCGAAAUCCUGUCGGCUCUCGUUCAUCAGUGUUUCCACGCCUACUACGAUGCUAGCCAUCCUGACGAUUCUAAGGAAAUCGAGGAUUCUACUCGUAAGUUAAACUUCCAGAGCUUCAACCUCACUCUUAACGCAGCCAACCAACCUUUUCUAGAUAUGCUGGAGACCCUUGAAUCACGAACGCAGCCUGCCCCCGACGACUACGCUUCAGGAUCGGACGGUCCCGACGCUGAUUGGGACACAUGCGGCAACUCCCCUGUUGCGAGCGAAGACGAUCUCGACGUCGGUCACGCCUACCCCGACAGUCCCUAG